Dermacentor silvarum is the source of this 804-nucleotide messenger RNA. RefSeq names its product hemicentin-2. The coding region runs from base 1 to 804 and encodes 267 amino acids. NCBI's taxonomy places the organism in Eukaryota, Metazoa, Arthropoda, Arachnida, Ixodida, Ixodidae. The transcript is spliced from 4 exons. The record is from RefSeq and is a predicted model, not a curated record.
AUGGCCGCGAAGUGUGUGUUGGUCCCUUGGCCCGCACUGCUGGUAGUAGUGUACCCGUGGUGCCUCCUCGUCACUGCCGGUCAGUCACACGGACUGUCCUUCCAAGCGGCUGCUCCGCCAGCCACUUGUCUCCACGUGCCACGCCGAGAGGUGCUUCAAGGUUCCAGCGUGUCCGUGCCUUGCGCUGGGGCAGAUCACGACAACGGCGGUCAGAUCAGAUGGUACAAGGAAGGCAAGCCCGUAUUGCCCGUGCAACAAGGCCCCUUGGCUAUAAACGGCUCCUCUCUCAGGCUGACCCAACUGGGCUCGGCUGACUCCGGUUGCUACCAAUGUUUGCGGGACAACGGCCGCUGGAGCUCGUAUGCCCUCGAGGUCAUAGGUCCGAUGUCGCCACCGGAGAUCACAGACUCCGACGGAAAUGCUGUCGGAUCCAAGCUCGGUUCUCUCGUCCAGGGCGAAGCGCUGGAGCUGUUUUGCAGCCCACCCCAGGCGUUUCCCAGUGCACGCAUCCGGUGGCAGCUGCAAGACCAGUGGGGUCCCGCGUCUUCGGCCGCCGCUGGCACGACGGUGUUGCUGAGCGGCACGGGAUCGCUCCUACGCGUCGAGGCGCUGGACCGACGCCACCACGGAAUGAAGAUACGCUGCACGGCCAGCCGGCCCGUGGCUGGUGCUGCGUCGGCGGCUGUCACGCUGGACAUCUACCGUAAGGACGACCUAAUCCCUUUUCCAACUGUCCUUUUGUUCGAAUACUUGGGGGGCACCACCAUGAAAACGACCCUUACGUCGUUUGACGCUAAGUUGUGA